CAGGCAACAAACCAGGCUUUUUAAAACACCAAAAAACCCGACCUGUGCAAUGUGAAUAACUUCCAGGAGGGUCACGAAAUAGGAUUAUCAACAGGGAUUUUUUUUAGGUGUGAUGAGACAAAGGAACAAAGGAUGCCUUAGAGGAGAGGUUGCCUAUAUGCCUGGAAACCUCUUCAAAGCACACCGCCAAAUGGAUCUAACGCCUCCCCCUGCCACCUCUAGAUCAUGAUACUUGGCUGAAGCUAUUCCGCUAUCUUUAUGAUCCCUCCUCCAUCUAUGGCGAACUAUAGCCAUGCAGGGGACCACACCAUCUUGCAGAAUGUCUCUCCUCUCGCCACGUUCCUCAAACUGACCUCUCUGGGUUUCAUCAUUGGAGUCGGUGUGGUUGGAAACCUCCUGAUCUCCAUCCUGCUGGUCAAAGACAAGAGCCUGCAUCGAGCGCCCUACUAUUUCCUGCUGGACCUGUGCGCCUCCGAUAUCCUGCGUUCUGCCAUCUGCUUCCCCUUUGUCUUCACCUCAGUCAAGAAUGGAUCUGCCUGGACCUAUGGCACGCUGACCUGCAAAGUGAUCGCCUUCCUGGGUGUGCUCUCCUGUUUCCACACAGCAUUCAUGCUGUUCUGUGUCAGUGUCACUCGCUACCUGGCUAUCGCACAUCACCGUUUCUACACAAAGAGGCUGACCUUCUGGACCUGUCUUGCUGUCAUCUGCAUGGUGUGGACGUUGUCAGUGGCUAUGGCGUUCCCGCCGGUGCUAGACGUAGGGACGUAUUCUUUUAUCCGGGAGGAGGACCAGUGCACAUUCCAGCACCGUUCCUUCAGGGCGAAUGAUUCACUGGGCUUCAUGCUCCUUCUGGCUCUCAUCCUCCUGGCCACACAGCUGGUUUACCUCAAGCUCAUCUUUUUUGUCCACGACCGUCGAAAGAUGAAGCCUGUCCAGUUCGUGCCUGCUGUCAGCCAGAACUGGACCUUCCACGGGCCAGGCGCCAGUGGACAGGCGGCGGCCAACUGGCUGGCUGGAUUUGGUAGAGGCCCCACCCCGCCUACUUUGCUGGGCAUCCGGCAAAACAGCAACGCAGCAGGCCGCAGGCGUCUCCUGGUAUUGGAUGAAUUCAAAACAGAGAAGAGGAUUAGUAGGAUGUUCUACAUCAUGACGUUUUUCUUCCUGGCACUGUGGGGGCCCUAUCUGGUCGCCUGCUACUGGCGGGUGUUUGCAAGGGGUCCCGUAGUCCCUGGGGGCUACCUGACGGCAGCCGUGUGGAUGAGUUUUGCCCAGGCUGGGGUCAAUCCUUUCAUCUGCAUCUUCUCCAACAGGGAGCUUCGGCGCUGCUUCAGCACCACACUCCUCUACUGCAGAAAAUCCAGGUUACCAAGGGAACCCUACUGCGUUAUAUGAAGGUUUUGCUGUGGGUUUUUUUCUCAUCUAUGUCUCUAUUUCCCUGAUUGAUCUUGAUCUGGGCUUGUUCCCACUGUACAGCGCACUCUUUCUAUCUCUCUUCUCUUCAUCCUCCAGUUUUUCUCCUGUUCCUCCUUCUCCUAACCCUUCUUUUCAGAGGUAGAAGGUGGACUGCCAAUCACAGGGCUCCGCUGGGGUGAUUGAAUAUGAAAUGUAUCAAACAUGGAGGCUGAAGUGAAUGGGAAUACGCAGGAGGUCUGGAUCCCCUCCUGUGUUUAUGUUCUAGUAAACAGACAUUGUGGAAGGCCAUGUCAAUGCAGAGAAGCAAAAAGUUGAAAAAAAAAAAAAAAAGAAAAAAGAUUUGACAGAACAAUGAAAACAAAACCUCUUGCUUUGGAUAAUUUGAAGAUGCGUAAUUCUGUGAGGUGUGAAACAAAUAUGAAAAGAAAAAGAAAAAAGAACAUAAAACAAAGAAAUGGUACCUCUCAAGGAAUCACUGGAAAUGUUUUACAUUUUAAGAGUUGCACUAAAAAGAAGAUGUAAAGAUGCUUUUUUUGGUCAACAGUUGCCAGUUGCAUUGCAAGGACAACUUCCCCCCCUCCUUUUUUUUCCAAAUUAAACAAUGAAUGCUUUAAUUUGCAACAGACUACACAAUCGCUGUAAGUAAAGCAAAACUUGGUGACUGUUGGAAUACACCAUCACAAGAGGAUAAAAUGGUUUUAAUGUAAGUGAUAUCUUUUUCAUUUACUGGGCGGGGGCUUAACGAUGGGGAUUUACAAUGUGUGGUUUUCAAGUUGCAACUUAAAACUAGAAAUUAUUUCUUGUAGUUUUAUGAUCCAUAUGUCCCUAGUGUCUGGCAUUGUUAUUUUCUUAUCACCUUUUACAAAAAAAAGAGGAAAAAAAGAUGAAGUGAUGUUUGGAUUAAAAAAAAGUUGCUUUUACAAACAACCUUGUGCUUAAAAAAGACAUUGAAGAAGUAGUUAAAUGUUUCAUCAUAUCCAUGUACCUAAACACUAUCAU
This is a messenger RNA of Toxotes jaculatrix (banded archerfish), 2412 nucleotides long. RefSeq names its product G protein-coupled receptor 85 (gene gpr85). Gene Ontology annotation, biological process: G protein-coupled receptor signaling pathway. The record is from RefSeq and is a predicted model, not a curated record. The transcript is spliced from 2 exons. Gene Ontology annotation, cellular component: plasma membrane. NCBI's taxonomy places the organism in Eukaryota, Metazoa, Chordata, Actinopteri, Toxotidae. The coding region runs from base 259 to 1392 and encodes 377 amino acids. Gene Ontology annotation, molecular function: G protein-coupled receptor activity.